AUGUCGAGCAGCACUGAUGCAGCGCGCGACGCCGUCACCGUUAAGGGACACUUCACCAGCCUCUGCGACACCUACACUGCCGAAGUUCUCAACACUUCUCUCGCCAGCACAGAUGCCACACUCAACGGACAAAUAUGCUCAUUGGUGGUCGAGUUCGAGCUGUUCUGGCGCCACCUCUCCGUCGUCGGCGCCUUCUCCCCAAACGAUGAGAUCGACGACUACUCCACCACAGCGCUGGAGAUGCUGUGGACACCCUACAUUUUGGCGGACCUCUUCCAGCGCAUCCAGGGCCCCAUGAAGCGCGUCCAGGUCAGCCGCGAUGGGAACAGCGGUGAAAGCAGCAGCGGUACCACGCAGCGGCAAGCAGGGUCGGGAUACGAGCGCAUGCAGGGCGAGGACGUGCUGCGUCACAGCGAGCAGGGCAGUGAGGCGCAACCGACGGAAACGAUUGCGCGCUCAGCUGCCGAUUUGACCUUUCACUUCCUUCGAGAGGAGGAGCUGCGAUCCUUGUCGCGGCAGGAGGCACUUUCUCGCUCCCACGCAUGGCUCAAGGUCUUCUUUGAGUGGAUGCAGAACGUCCAGCUUCUAGACAAGAAGACGCUGGACACGUAUGCCGUAUACCGCGCCGAUCAGCGGUCGCAGCGUAUUGAACUCUCUCGAACCAUCGCGUCGCUUAGGGCGACGCUGAAGGCCGAGGAUGACAAAGUGAGUUACCUCCGCGCGAAGCGGCGCCGCAUGCGGGAGCUGAUGGCCGAGGAGGGCGAGUCCCUAGAGGAAACGGGAGGCGAGGAGGAGGAGACGCUGCGUGCGCGUGCGCUGGCGCGACUGAAAUGGUCUAUCUACGAAGGCUGCCAUCAGCUUCAGAUAUCUUCUCGUGAGCUCAGCAUGCUCGAGGCACUAAACCCAGAGCAGCGGGCCACCAUCUCGAAGCAGUACCAGGACACCAUGGACGCCGUGCGCCGAGGGGAGCUGUCGCUGGGUCGGCACACCUACACGAUUCUGCCGGGCGGCAUGAUGGCGACUGGGACGGUUGAUCACCCGCAGCAGGUGCGCGCCAGCGACAUUGUGCAGUCGGGCGGCGUUACGGCACCUGCAGUAACCAUGGCGGGUGCCGUCUCCUCUUCACUCGUUUUCAACGGCGCCAAAAACACCGAGCUGUACCGUCAGCAGGUCCGGAAUGAACUGAUGAUGGACCGCAACGCUCCAACAAUGACGCUGAAGGAGUUCGCCGAGCUGGAGAUGGCGGAGGUUCAGCGGCAGAUGAGCGAGGCUCAGGCGAGGCAGCAGCAGCAGGCUGAGGAGGAUGCUUGCCUUGGUCCCGAUGGCGUAGAGGAACGGCAGCGGCAGAAGGACAGCGCCUGGGACAACUGGAAGGACGAUCAUCCAGUCUACGGACUGACAAACAAGGGCAACUACUCGUGA
Molecule: messenger RNA, 1422 nt
Organism: Leishmania braziliensis MHOM/BR/75/M2904
Lineage: Eukaryota; Euglenozoa; Kinetoplastea; Trypanosomatida; Trypanosomatidae
Exons: 1
Coding region: 1-1422 (473 amino acids)
Biological process (GO): regulation of dephosphorylation; regulation of signal transduction
Cellular component (GO): cytosol
Molecular function (GO): protein phosphatase 2A binding
Source: RefSeq, a predicted model, not a curated record